Molecule: messenger RNA, 1094 nt
Organism: Nelumbo nucifera (sacred lotus)
Lineage: Eukaryota; Viridiplantae; Streptophyta; Magnoliopsida; Proteales; Nelumbonaceae
Source: RefSeq, a predicted model, not a curated record
UGUUUCGACUUUGGCCGGCUGAGACAAGUCCAUUUUAAAGUCAUUCAAUCACCCGAUAAAUACAUGAGCAUACCAUAAAUUUCUCUUCCAUCGCCCAUUCUCUCUCUCUCUCUCUCUCUCUCUGAGAAUCGAGAUGGCUUCUUCAUCCUUAACUCUGGUCGCUAUUAUCAUCGUCGCUCUCGUUGUUGUGGAACCCAUAACUGCAUGGAGAGAUGCUCUAUCUCCCUUUUUCUCUCCAGUUUCCGAGGAGAUAUGCAAGGAUGUGAACUGUGGAAAGGGGACCUGCAGCCCAUUAAAUUACACGUUUGGCUACACAUGCGAAUGCGAACCAGGUUGGAAACGAACCCGUCUCAGUAGCGAAGACGAAGACCAUUUCAAGAUUCUACCUUGCGUGAUUCCCAACUGCACGCUGGACUACGCCUGCUCAUCAGCACCUCCUCCUGUUCCAGAGAAAGAUGUUCCGCACAAUGAAUCCUUUUGGGACCCUUGCUACUGGGCCUACUGUGGAGAAGGCACCUGUUUAAAGAAGUCGGAUCACACCCACACCUGUGAAUGCAAACAGGGUGCCUAUAAUCUUCUCAAUGUCACAGUCUUCCCUUGCUUCAGUGAAUGCACACUGGGAGCAGAUUGUGCCAGUUUGGGGAUCACAGUGUCCAAUAAAUCUGCAAGUCAAACCCCAGGAACAUCAGUUAACUUGGUUGACAGUAGUCAUGGUACCUCAGUUCUGCUUGGAAACUUCAAUUGGUUGAUGAUAUUGAUGAUGUCCUUCGCCAUGGUUUUGUAGAAUAGAACUAGAUGCAUCUCGAGUUUUUCUUAGCUGUCUCAGAGUUUUAUUGUGCGAGAUUUCAUUUUAUUCACAUUCUGGAUACAUGUAUUUGAUAUUGCUUCAUUCCUUGUCCAUUAGAUUCUUAUGUAAAAAGAGAACACUUUUUGUAUUAUUCAGUCUUGACAGCUGUAUUAGGAGUUGGAUCUGUUCUUGUGAUUAGUGAUUACACAGGAUACUUAGGAGGAGGGGGAUUCUUGUACUUUGAAUAAAACAGACUGUACUAUAAAAAUCAUGAGUGUAUUAGCUAGAGUGAUGUUAUAUGGGACUA